GUGACGUCAUCAGCCCCGCCCCCUCGUGGCCUGUCGCCGUAGCAACGUGUCAACAGCAGCAGCCCCGCGUCCCGGUGCAGACACCGGAGAGCGUGAGCAUGGCACACCGGUACUUCACGCCCGCGGAGGUGUCCGCGCACAACACGGCGGCCGACCUGUGGCUCUCGUUCCUGGGCACGGUGAGCGACCUCACCCCGCUGAUGGAGCAGCACGCGGCAGGUGGCGCUCUGCUGGUCCCCAUCAUGGCGUCUGCGGGGCAGGACGUCAGCAGUUGGUUCGACCCGGACACUAAAGACCUCCAGAGACACGUGGAUCCACUGACUUCCUGUGUGAGGUACUACACCCCUAGGGGGCGCUUCCUGCACACACCCCCCGCCGGCCCCCGCUCAGACUGGGCCACCGACACCGGCCCCCCGUGGUGGAGGGACCAGCGCUACCAGGUGGGCCUGCUGACCUCCAAGACCAGGUGGAUCAGGGUCAUCAACACGCUGACCUCACAGGAGCAGCUGCUCCAGGUGUGUUCUGAGGAGACGCUGGCUCAGAUCCUGCAGCGUUACCUGCGCUACAACGCUCACGCCUGUAGCUACACCUGGACACACGGCGAGAAGCCUCUGGACAUGAGCCGCACGCUCAGCCAGAACCUCGUGCUGGACCAGGACCACGAGCUGCAACACCUGAGGCUGGACCGGGACCGCCACCGCCCCGCCCUGCUGCUCCACUUCAAUGAUGACCUCACUGACCUCUGACCUCCCCACGCCGAGACACACCUGUGCGUCACAGGCUCAGGAUCCAUUCUGGACUCUCAGGAUUAUUACGAUUAAAAGUCAGGAUUUACAUCUU
Pseudoliparis swirei is the source of this 840-nucleotide messenger RNA. RefSeq names its product cytochrome b5 domain-containing protein 1. Bases 99 to 746 code for a protein of 215 amino acids. The transcript has 4 exons. The record is from RefSeq and is a predicted model, not a curated record. Lineage: Eukaryota; Metazoa; Chordata; Actinopteri; Perciformes; Liparidae.